AUGAAUCUUAUUGCUGACUACCAGUGGAGGUGGAGGUGUUCGACCAGUGGAGGUGUUCGACCCCUUGUCAAGCUGCUAACCUAUCCUGAUUCAAAGAUUAGGGAGCAUGCUGUGACAACAAUAUUGAACUUGUCUAUUGAUGAAUCAAACAAGAAGCUGAUCUCCAAAGAAGAACCAAUCCCAACUAUCAUAGACACUGUAGAAAAUAGAACUGUUGGUGGAAAGGAGAACUCAGCAGCAGCAUUGUUCAGCUUAUCAAUGCUGAAUGACAACAAAGUGAAGAUAGGGGAGUUGAAUGGCAUCCCACCAUUGAUACUACUACUAAAAGGCGGGACGAUUUGUGGGGAAAAAGAUGCAAUCACUGCAUUGUUCAUUCUCUACCUGAACCACACUAACAAGUCAAUAGCAAUUGAAGCUCCACCAUUGAUCAACCUACUUGAGGACAAAAAUUUGGACAUGGUUGAUGAAAUAUUGUCCAUCAUUUUGCUUCUUGCAUUGAGCCAGGGUGGGAGGCAACAACUUGGGCAGCUUUCAUUCAGUGAAACACUUGUGAAUUUGAUUAAACAUUGGACAUCAAAAAACAAAGAAUGUUCAACUGCUGUCCUACUGGAGCUUUGUUCCAAGAAUUCAAACCUCAUUUUAGCGGCACUUCAGUAUAGUGUGUAUAAACCUCUGGCAGACAUAAGUUAUUAUGCAUUUGAUAAGUUAGAAUAG
Oldenlandia corymbosa var. corymbosa is the source of this 714-nucleotide messenger RNA. NCBI's taxonomy places the organism in Eukaryota, Viridiplantae, Streptophyta, Magnoliopsida, Gentianales, Rubiaceae. The record is from the annotation of a GenBank genome assembly.